Messenger RNA from Mucor mucedo, 594 nucleotides. RefSeq names its product autophagy-related protein 10. Gene Ontology annotation, molecular function: Atg12 transferase activity. Gene Ontology annotation, biological process: protein lipidation; macroautophagy; protein modification by small protein conjugation. Lineage: Eukaryota; Fungi; Mucoromycota; Mucoromycetes; Mucorales; Mucoraceae. The record is from RefSeq and is a predicted model, not a curated record. The transcript is spliced from 3 exons. Gene Ontology annotation, cellular component: intracellular anatomical structure. The coding region runs from base 1 to 594 and encodes 197 amino acids.
AUGGCAUUGUCUUCCUACUUCUCAACCAGAACAGAAUUCGAAUCUUGCUUACAAAAUUUUUAUGAAGAAACUGAGACGUCUCUUUUUAAGGGAACGCAAUGGACAUGGGAGACACAACCAAUACUAAAACAUGCCUAUAUAAAAAGAAAGUCUUUUAUUGUAUCAAACACAAGACCAAAACCACCACCCCUAGAAGAAGAUUUGUUGGUCGUUGAAGAACUUGACCCAGCAGCUGUUGAAAUUGCUCAUUCUGUAAUGAUUCAGCUAGAGCAUCACGUUGUGUAUUCCACCAGUUACCAGGUGCCAGUACUAUAUUUCAGAGCUUUAUAUGAAGAUGGGACACCUCUUUCAUUACAGGAAGUUUAUCAGCAAGUAGUGCCUGACAUGUAUCAUGACCAAGUGAUUAUAACACAAACAGAACACCCUUUACUGGGCACGCCAUUUUGGUUUAUUCAUCCAUGUGAUACACGAAAAUUAAUGAACACUAUUCAAUUUGAAUAUAGAAACUAUAUAAAAACCUGGUUAUCGUUCAAUGGACCUGUUGUACGCUGCCAGAUUCCAAAAGAACUGUUUGGAACAGUUAUGGAUGAGUAA